Messenger RNA from Schizosaccharomyces cryophilus OY26, 756 nucleotides. RefSeq lists its product as uncharacterized. The coding region runs from base 408 to 608 and encodes 66 amino acids. The record is from RefSeq and is a predicted model, not a curated record. NCBI's taxonomy places the organism in Eukaryota, Fungi, Ascomycota, Schizosaccharomycetes, Schizosaccharomycetales, Schizosaccharomycetaceae. The transcript has a single exon.
AAUAUACUAUCCUAAGAACAUAUUGCUAAAAAUUGGCAAAUGUUGUAAGACUAAAGGAAGAGAUAUUACUAUAUUCGAAAAAUCUGUCUAUAAAUAGCAAAAUUUAGGAAAAAGACAAUUUGGGAAAACUAUAAAAACAAGAAGGGUAUACAAAAUAAGGUAGACCAUUUUUAAACAGAGAAAAAAGAGGAAAGCGACGUUGUCUGAAGGAAACAAAAUCCUUACCUUACCUAGAGAAAAAAUGCAGCUCUACUUGUAUUGCAUUCAACCAGAAUAAAAAGCGGCAUGGUUAUUCAUAAAGUAACUAGCGCUAUUGGUGCCACUUAUCAUUUAUAUGGUAUUUAUAUAAGAACAAUUGCACCUGAAGUAGAAGUGAAAGUAGGGACGUGGCAUUGUCCCUCUUCUAUAUGGCAUCAGAAGCACUAGCUCCAGUAUCAUCUUAUAUAAUAGAUGCAGCGAAGGUACUGUCCCGUUUGAAACCAGAACCCCGGACAGCACCUUCGGUAUCACCUUCACCAACAGGUUUGGGUGUUGCUCUCUUGAUAGCAGCAACCGAAACGCUAUUUUUCAGCGUCACCUUCUGCAUUACAAUCCAUGAGAAUAAGUAAAAGAAACUCCCAGAGCCAUCAAUAUAAGGCUAAUCAAAUACGUGCACAUUUUUUGUUCUGCAGAAUUAUGAAUGAAAAUUAAAAAAGAUGUGAAAAUGUAUUGUAAUGAAGAAGGAUGACUUUGAUGGAAUAUAAAUUCACAACGAAA